AUUCUCUCUGCAACAGGAGAGUAACAGUCGUGGAUGUAAACCAGCAUCAAUUCACAUUUUCUCUGGAGAUUUGUAGUUAAACCUGGCUAUUGUCAACAGGGGAUGACUGAACACUCAGUGGGAGUCAUCCUCUGGGGAACAUGACGAUCCUUCCUGUAGCUGUUGAGGUAACAGCAGCAGAGGGAGGGACGUGUUCUGCACCUGUCCUGCCCCUCGGUGACUUCCCUCCUCCAGGAUCCUCCGUCCACUUCCAUUACCGUCCUCAUCUUACAGCCUGGAUCAGUUUCCUGAGCGGCUCAGCAGCCGGCAGAGUUCAGAGCCGCCGCCGCCGCCGCCGCCGCUCACACUGAGGCACGAUGGCUAAGUUCCUGACUCAGGAUCAGAUUAAUGAGUUUAAGGAGUGUUUCUCUCUGUACGACCGUCAGAGGAAGGGGAAGAUCGAAGCCCGGGAGCUGAUCACAGUGAUGCGAUGCCUCGGGUCAAACCCCACCCCCUCCGAGGUCGAACGACACCUGCUGAGCCACAACACAGAUCGGGGCGGAGAGCUCGACUUCUCCACCUUCCUGAGCGUCAUGCACCGGCAGCUCCAGCAGGAGGCGCCGGAGGAGGAGAUCCUGGAGGCCAUGAGGAUGGCCGACAAGGAGCAUAAGGGCUUCAUCCUGGCCUCGGAGCUGAGAGCCAAACUCACCGGCCUGGGAGAGAAGCUGACCGACAGAGAGGUGGACGAGCUGCUGAGGGAGGCGGGAGUUGGGCCAGAUGGGCGGGUCCACUGUGAGCAGUUUGCUAAAGCAGUAACUCGCUGCUCUGCGAGGCGCUGACAUCCCCACCGACAUCAUCACUGCUGUGAAGACGUUCAUUCUAUGUUCUGUCAGUUUAAUAUUCCAUGUCAGGCCUCAGAUUUCUACUGCAUGUAAAGACAUUUUAAUGUUAGCUGUAGUUUAUUUUUAGUUUAAACGAUAUAAAUAAAACAGGUGUGACAGGA
Seriola aureovittata is the source of this 982-nucleotide messenger RNA. RefSeq names its product calmodulin-like 4b (gene calml4b). Gene Ontology annotation, cellular component: myosin II complex. The transcript has 5 exons. The record is from RefSeq and is a predicted model, not a curated record. NCBI's taxonomy places the organism in Eukaryota, Metazoa, Chordata, Actinopteri, Carangiformes, Carangidae. Gene Ontology annotation, molecular function: calcium ion binding. The coding region runs from base 357 to 818 and encodes 153 amino acids.